AAGGUGGUUCUAGCAAGCGGACCAAUCAUUCUUUUGCAGUCCAUGGCCUUGGCAGACGUGCACAUCCUGCCCUGUUUGCCAUUCAGUUUUUGUGUGCAGGAAGAGAGCAAGACGUGGAGUGUGUCACUUGUAAAACUUUGAUAACUGAUAGUGCUUGCAACGCAACGCGCCAUUACAUCUCCCCAUCUGCCAUGGAGAAAACUCAGGAAAGGAAAGGAGAGAAACCCCCUGGGGGUAUCUCUAAGCAUAUCUACAAAAUAGUCCUCACAGGAGGUCCGUGUGGAGGAAAGACGACAGGACAACUCCGUCUCUCCACUUUCUUUGAAAACCUGGGGUGGAAGGUCUUUCGUGUACCGGAAACAGCUUCCAUUCUCCUCAGUGGAGGGGUGAAGUUCUCUGAACUUACCGAGGAUGAAGGUGACUGUCUUGUGUCAUCCCUCUCUGUCUAUAUCUACUUUCUCUUAUCUCGAUCAUUCCUAUUUCAAGAGAGUCUCCUGAAGACAAUGAUGCAGAUUGAGCAGUCUUAUUUCUCCCUGGCUGAGUCAAAUUCCCACAAUUGUCUCAUCAUCUGCGACCGUGGAGCCAUGGAUGCCUCUGCCUUUAUAUCACUGGAGAAGUGGGAAAAGAUUAUGCAACGUAACAGGCUGAAUGCAGUAGAUCUUAGGGAUUCCAGAUACAAUCACAUCGUUCAUAUGGUGUCUGCUGCAUAUGGAGCUGAACAGUUCUAUUCCAUUGAGGACCAUUCAUGUCGAAGUGAGGAUUUGGAGCUGGCUCGCAAGAUGGACAACUUAGCUGCCAAGGCAUGGAUUGGCCAUCCAUAUUUUGAUGUCAUUGACAACUGCACAGACUUUGAGAGCAAGAUGAAAAGAAUGAUCCAGACGGUGUGCCAACGAAUAGGAAUUGACACAAGUGACAGACUGGCCAAGAAUGCCAAGAAGCGCAAGUUCCUGGUCAAGGCACCCCUUUCACCCCUAGAAGCUUUCCCUCCCUUUCAGGACUUCGAUGUUGUCCACGACUACCUAUCAAGUGCACGGGAACAGCAGCAGGCUCGCCUGCGCAAGCGAGGCCAAAAAGGUCACUGGAAUUAUACACACACCAUGCGGAAACCGGAGAUGGCUGGUCAGGUAGUGGAGGUGCGGACACAGAUCACUCACCGAGAUUACCUCAACUUGCUGACACAGCGUUCCCCAUACCAUGUAUCUGUCUACAAGCGGAGACGCUGUUUCCUUUGGAAGAAUCUAUAUUUCCAACUUGACAUCUAUCAGGAGCCAUGUCAUCCAAGGUGCAAGAAGUUGAUGCUGCUGGAGACAUACACACAGUUAGAUGGGGAGAUGCUGAAGGAGGCACUCCCACCUUUCCUAGAUAUUGAAAAGGAGGUCACUGGAGAUCCUCACUACUCCAUGUACAACCUCUCUCUCAAGGAGGACUGGACCAACAACUCUCGCUAUUGCAAGAAGCUCCCUGAUGGGAUUCGAAUCACCAAUGGAAGCCUUUUGAAGUCCCAGGAGAGUGAUGAGUCAGUGAUCAUCACUCCAAGUGAGGCUGUGAAGAUCAAAAUGACAAAACAGAAGGACAAGAGGGAGAUCCCAGGGAUCAAGACCAGUGGUCAACAUAAGUGAAGGCAGUGGCAAAAUCCCCAAUGAUAUGCUCCCUGCUUUAUAUUCUUCCCUUUUUUUUUCUUCUUCUUCCAUUUUGGGAUAUCAUACUGUUUGCUUGAUGGAUUGAGUGUUUCCAUUCCAUUUCCCCCCAUCUUUGUUUGUCUAGUCCACAAUCAAAACAGGAUGAUAAUUUUUUGUGCAAUAUCACUCAAUCUGGUCCUUAAGUUUAUUCAGCCUUUCUUGAAUAUUUGUGCUCAGGUUGGUGUGAUGCUUGAAGUUGAUUUGCAGUGCUUACUUUCAGAAGUGAGAGAGUGAUGCACCUGCAUUACUGGUACUUUGAAAUCUUGUGCAAAAACAUUGGUGAUCUUGUGCACAGUUGCCUAUGCAAAGCACUGGUCAGAAAGGCAUUAUGGUGCUGCCACUUUACACUGUGAGUUGAUGUGUUGAAGUCAGGUUUAUUGUUUGCCUCACAGGUACAUUUCACUAUACAUUGUGCCAAGCUGAGGGAAAAAAUAUCUUUGAAUAAAAGUAGUUUGUCCCCCUAA
Messenger RNA from Darwinula stevensoni, 2143 nucleotides. The record is from the annotation of a GenBank genome assembly. NCBI's taxonomy places the organism in Eukaryota, Metazoa, Arthropoda, Ostracoda, Podocopida, Darwinulidae.